AUGUUCGACAACAUCUCCAACAACUUCCACGCCCGCGAUAGCACUCAAUGGAACCGAAUCCAGAUUUACGGCAUCGGCGGCGAAAACUACGCGGUCGAACUUAACGACGCUCUCGGCCUUCCAGCUGCCAUUUCAAACUACACUUGCGGCCUCUGCUCCGACAUCCAAAUCGCCGGCGAAAACCAGCUGACUUUCACCGUCAACCAAGACGCUUUCAACGCGCAGCUUUUCGAACUUAUCGUCGAAUCUGAUGCUUUGAUUUCCCAACAGACUUCGACCAUCGUUUCUGUUUGA
Messenger RNA from Oikopleura dioica, 294 nucleotides. The record is from the annotation of a GenBank genome assembly. Lineage: Eukaryota; Metazoa; Chordata; Appendicularia; Copelata; Oikopleuridae.